CGCGCCGCCAUCUUAGCCCGGGAGGCACCGCCGGACCCAGCGGGAUCGGGGCGGGCGGUACCGGUACCGGCAACAUGAGCGGUCCUAACGCCCCUUCCAGCCUGCAGCCUUUGCUGGACACUCUGGAGGACCCCGCCGCCUCGCUGGGUGAUCUCACCGACGCUCACCUCGCCAUCGUCAAUCGCUUGACUGGUGAGGAAGGCAAAGAAUUCACUGCAGAUGCCAGAAAAUUGUUCCCUCAGCUGUGCAAAGCAUUUAAGGUACACAUUUCUAAUCCAAACUCAGAGCUAAAUAAUGCAGCACUGCAGGCACUGGGGUUCUGUGUUUUUAAUUCAAAGCUGACAUCAGAAUUAUCUGCCUCUGACACGCAGGACCUGCUCUCCACGGUGAACAGUGUGGCUGUGAAAACCUCAGACAAAAACACACGCACUCGGGCACUUUGGGUCAUCUCCAAGCAGGCAUUUCCUUCUGAAAUUGUUCAAAAGCAGGUUUCCAGCAUUCUUUCUACCCUGGAAACAAUCCUGACCAAAGGAGAUGUGCAGUCCAUGGUGGUUGAAUAUGAAGCACUGAAUGUCAUCAUCCGCCUGAUGGAACAAGCCCCAGCCCAGAUGGGAGAGGAGGCAGUGAGGUGGGCAAAGCUGAUCAUUCCCCUGGUGGUCCAUUCUGCUCACAAGGUGCAGCUACGAGGUGCCACUGCCCUGGAGAUGGGGAUUCCACUGCUCCUCCAGAAGCAGCAGGAGGUGGCAGCUGUCACUGAGCACCUGAUGACCACAAAAUUAAUCUCAGAACUCCAGAAAUUGUUUGCCACAAAAAAUGAGACUUACGUGUUAAAACUGUGGCCACUCUUUGUCAAACUACUGGGGAAGACUCUGCAUCGUAGUGGCAGCUUCAUCAACUCAUUGCUGCAACUGGAGGAACUUGGAUUUCGUAGUGGCUCACCAGUGGUAAAGAAAAUAGCCUUCAUUGCAUGGAAGAGUCUAAUAGAUAAUUUUGCUCUAAAUCCAGAUAUAUUGUGCAGUGCAAAAAGGCUGAAAUUGCUGAUGCAGCCACUGAGCUCCAUCCAUGUGAGAACAGAAGCUCUGGCACUGACCAAACUGGAGGUCUGGUGGUAUUUACUGAUGAGGCUGGGACCUCACCUGCCUGCAAACUUUGAACAGGUGUGUGUGCCAUUAAUCCACAGUACUUUAAGCCUGGAUUCUGCUGCUGCAGUGCCAGGAACUCCCUCCCGUGUCCCAGCCACCCCAGGCUUAGCCUCUGCAACCCCUUCACAGAAAUCAGGUCCUGUCCCCUUUGCCAGUCCUGCCACACCAAGGAUGAACUUGAAUUCCAGUACAGCAGGAUUGGUGAUGGUUCCUUCCAUUCAGCUUUUGGGAAUUGAGAUGCUGCUUCACUUCUUGAUGGGACCAAAAGUUUUAGAUUUUGCCAAGCAAAACAAACUUGUGCUUAGUUUAGAGCCUCUCCAGCACCCACUGAUCAAUGGCCCUUCUUUUUUCUGCAAGCAUGCCAGCACACUCAUCAAUGCAGUUCAGGAUGGCUUUAUUGCAAUUGGAAAAGAAGUUUCUGAAUGCAUGCUGAAUGUUAUAUGGAAGGACAUAAAUGGAUAUGUGAAAACAGCUAUUGAAUCAGGAAAUAAGAAAGAAAAGCAAGGGUCAGAAAUACUGACUCUGUUGCUCCAGGCCUUGAAAAACAUUGUUGUAUCCAGUUCCCUUCCUUUUCAGAAAAUACUGUCCCUCAUUGAUAUCACUGUGAAAGAACUGCCUCCAAAAAUACUGGGAUCACCAGCUUACCAGGUUGCUGAUAUGGAUCUCUUAAAUGGAACACCAGCUUUGUUCUUAAUUCAGCUGCCUUUCCACAGUAACCUCUUGGAAUGCUGUGUAACAGAGGAGAGGUUCUUUGUAAUUCUGGAAACACUUGUGGGCUAUGUUUUGUCUGGGCCUACAUCUCCCCUGGCUUUCAGUGAAUCUGUGAUCUGCAUCAUCAAUCAGAGUGCAAAGCAAGUGGAGAAUAAGGAGCAUCUUGGGAGAAUGUGGAGUCUGGUUGUUAAUCCUCUGACCGAGUGGAUUAAUCGGACUAACGAAGUCAAUCAGGGUGAUGCCCUGGAACACAACUUCAGUGCUGUGUAUAGUGCCCUGCUGCUCCCAGUAGCACACAUCUUCCCCCUGGAGGAGUUUCCACAGCCAACUCUGAAGUCCUUGUUGCACACAUGGUCAGACCUGUACAGAGCCUUUGCUCGCUGUGCUGCUUUGGUUGCUACAGCAGAAGAAAACCUGUGCUGUGAAGAGCUUUGUGCCAAAAUAAUAUCUGGGCUAGAAGGUGAAACUCCAGUAAAUCUCCCAAUGAUGGAUGGACUCACCCACAUUAUAUCAGUUAUGGUUGACUGCAUCAACUUUGCACCAUAUGGUACUAAAUAUCAGCCAAAAACUAGAUCUCCACAGACACCUACAGAUUGGUCUAAGAAGAAAAAGGAGCCCCUUGGAAAGCUUGCCUCUCUGUUUAAACUCCUGGUGAUGCUACUGAACUCUUUCCAUGUGCUCAGUGCCAAAGAAACCUGUUCAGAAACCUUGAUCUCUGUUGGUCCCUCAAUUAUUGCUGUUCUCCACAACAUCAUCAGCCAUGUUUCAUUGCCUUCAGUCAUUGGGACUAUGCUUGCAGUUUUUUCCACACCCCUGGCAGUGUUUUAUGAAAAAACAAAGCUUGCUGAUGUGCCUAAAGUAUACAGUAAUCUCAACAGCAAGCUUGAGAAGCUGCUGGCAGAGAUCAUCCUGUGCUUGCAGUCUCGCUGCACUGGCUGCUGUGACAGUGAGCUCCUGGAGCAGCUCUGCCCCCUGCUCUCUGCAGCCUUUCAGCACAAGAGCAAACAGAUCCGGAACCAGUGUGCCCAGUUCUGGAAUGCAACCUUUGCUAAGACCUCCUCAUUAACCUACCCUGAGGAGUUAAAACCUGUGCUAAGCCAAGCCAAAAAGAAAGUUCCCCUCCUGCUGCCUGGUUUUGAAAGCCUGGAGAUAGGUGAAGAAUCCAGUGCCCCACUCUCAGAUGUGGUGGAAAAUUCACAGUUGGACACAAAGAUCAGUGGGAUGGACAUGAAGCUGGGACAAAAACGAGACUCUUUGUUGGCACAGAUGAGUGAACCAAAAAAUGAAGUAAAAGACAAGUCCAGUAAUGGGCAAGUAACAUCUGCAAAGCUGAAACUAGAAUUUUCACCUUUGAAACCUAAAAGUGAUGUAUCUCUGGAAGAGGGGAACUCUGUUCAGUUUGUGUUUAUUCCUGCAGAAGCAAAAGAGAGAAUAUUGACUGAACAUCAAAAAGAAGUGCUUAGGUCUAAGAGAGUUGGCAUUCCUGCUAUGUACAACAAUUUGGACAUGUCACAAGACACCACCUUAUUUUCUCAGUAUACUCAAAGCCAGGAAGAUUCUUUGGGAAAAUCACCUCUAACAGAAAAUGCCAAAGAAGAUGCUGCUAACAAGCCUCAGGAAGAAAAUGGAAAGAGUGCAGGGUGCACCAACAAACGGGAUGAAACCCCCAAAGUCUGCACAUCAGGUGAUGCUCUGGAGGAUGCUGCCUGUCUGAGAGCCUCGCCUGGCCCUGACCUGGAGAGCAACUCAGCUUCCAACAGCGAGGCCGAGCCCAAAGGGGAUGCAGCCAGAAUGGGUCUGGAGGAGCCCUCAGUUGGAGAGGAAAUAGAAAAAAGUGCUGUGGGAACAGCUUCAAAGGAGCCCUCGGAGAGGAGUGGGGACACUUCCAAUGUCAGCAGCAGCUCCACCUCAAGUGACAUCAUCUCGGGGACGCCGCAGCCUGCCAGCCGGCGGCAGUCCUUCAUCACCCUGGAGAAGUUUGGGAGCUCAGAGAACAGACCCUUCAGCCCCUCGGUGUUGAGCAGCUUCUCAGAGGUGUCUGGAAGUGCAGGGAAACAGGAAAACAAAAAUGUUGGCAAGUCUAAAGCAGAGAGAGCAGGAGAGGAACAUAAAAAGGUUCCGAAAUCUGAGCCCGAGCAAAUCUUUACGGCCAUCCGCAGGCUGACUCGCAGGCAGAGUAAGAUGGAGCACCAUGGGAAUAAGCAGUCCAAGCUGUCAGGCAGGACAGAACAGGAAUCCUUUGCUUCCAGCAGUAUGGAAAAUAGUCAUGAACUCUCUUCUGCAGCAGAAGAAGUGGAGCAGAUUCUCAUGGCUCAGUCCCAAGCUCUCCAUUCUACAGAGGCAGACAUCAAAACAGCUGAAGAUACAAUAGCAGAAAUAGAGAGGACCCGGGCACUGGACAUGGAUUCUAAAGAAAAUACACCCCCCGAGACAGCAGUGACAUCUGAGCAGGUAGCAGGUGAGGAGAGUCAGGCUCAGCAUGGGUCCUCUCAUCAGAAAGCACCAAGGCGCUCUUCAAGACGGCGCUCAGAAGCUGUGGAAAGUGCAGCAGGGAGUGCUGACAAGGAAGAUGGACACCAAAAGAGGGAGAGGAUCAAAGAUGAUGAAAAAUCUGGGCAAAAGAAGGUGCCACAGACUGAAGAUGGUGAAUCCCAAAAGGAGAACGUGGUUUCUGGGAAAACUACAGAAAGUGCCAAUAAAGAAGAAAGCAACCUAUCUGAGAGAGCCUCUGCAGAGGCCUUCAGGGAGUGUCCUGCUUCAAAGGGCCUUGAGGAGGCUGCAAGCAGAAGGAGGUCAGAAGAGAACUUGAAGACUGACCCACAGGGCCAGGACUGUAACUCCAGUGCAGGGGGUCAGAAGAAGGUUGAUCGCCCACGGUACCACACCAGGAGAGCUUCUCAAGGAUUGCUUUCCAGCAUAGAAAACUCAGAGGCUGAUGGUUCUGAGAGCAAAGAAGAAAGCACAAGGAGGAAAAGAGCUGCUAAAGUGAGAAAUAGAAGUGAUUCUCUUGAAGGUAAAUUGAAAGAUCUGCAGCCAGGAAGCCACAGAAAUGAGGUGUCUCUGCAAGGGACUGAAACUAAGAGUCUGGACACAAAUAAAAGUGAACUGAGCACAGGUGCUGUGGUGACACCUGAACAGUGUGACCUGAAAAGCCAAGUGAUUCUUGCAGAUGGUAGGGAAGCUGUGGGAUCAGCCAAAACAGAUUCACACCAUGCACAGAACAGAGAUGAGAUAAAAAACCAGAGCAGCACCUUGAUGGAAUCAUCCCCCACCCCGUGUGUGUCUGAGCAAGAGUCCAAAGCACCAGAGGAAAAGAAACAGGUGGAGAAAAAAGCAAACAUAGAAGACUGUUCAGUUACUGUGCCUGAAAACACCCCAGGAGCCAACAGUCCAGGUGGUGACCUUUCCUCACAGCUACCUGAGUGUCAGCAGAAAAGAAGCAAAAGGCUGAAAAAAAUAAAGAACUGUGAUUGCUGCUGGAAAAAAACAAAGCAGGAAGUGACAUUGGUCACUGAACCUAAAACUGAGAACACUCCUGAACUGAAGGAGCCCCAGAUCAGCCUGGUUCAGACAACUGUAACCACUCCACCCACCUCUGAUGAGAGCUUGUCCAUAACCCCUUGUGCAAUGAGCACCCCCCUGCACCCUCCUAAGGAAGCCAGUGCAUGUGGCGUGGCAGGAACAAGAACAUCUGAAGAUAAUCUGCAAGGAAACAGCAUCGUGGUGGUGGAGGAGGAUCCAGGGGGUGCAGCAGGUGAAAGCACUGACUCCAUAGUGGAAAUGGAAGCAGUGACUGAUGAGAAUGGUGGGGAUGAGCAGUGUCUGUCUGAGUGUGCUUCAGAUGAGCCUGGGGACAGCUCCCUGGCUGCAGAGAACCCAAGUGAAGAACCAGCAGCUACAGAAAAGGAAGAAAUAACACAGAAUGGACAAGUGGAGGAGGUACCUGAGGCACUGGUGGUUGUUAGCAAGCAGCUCAACAGGCUAGAAGGCAAGUGGGAUGGUAAAGAAGAAGCUAAAGAAGAAGCUGAGAACACUAUAGGAGGAACUUGCCCCCUUCAAGAGCAGGAGAUAACAGAGGAACUGGUGGAAACUGAAAUUACAGUGCCUGAAAAUGGGGCCUUAGACAAAGAAGAUGGAGUAGACAAUAUCAGUGUGGAUUCACCUCAGAAGCCAGAAGGUCAGGAGUCUCUGGCCUCAGUGAAUGAGAGCCCUAAUGGUGUGCAGCCACGCUGCAUGUGGUCUCCUUCAGCUUCUCCAUCCACCAGUAUUUUAAAGAGAGGUGUGAAAAGAAACCAAGAGGAUGAUUCCCUGUCACCUGCUAAUAAGAUCCGUCGUGUCUCUUUUGCAAACCCCAUUUAUCAGGAGGAGCUGGCAGAUGACAUCGACAGGAGAAGUCCCAUUGUCAGAUCCCAUUCUUCUUCACCAUCUUCUCGAAGCCUUAAAAUUUUAUCUAACCUUCAGUGUAAGCACAUUACCACUCCAACCAAAGGAUUUCUGUCCCCAGGAUCUCGUAACCAUAAAUUUAAGAGCUCAAAGAAGUGUUUAAUCACUGAGAUGGCCAAGGAGUGUCUGCCAGAUGCUGCAGAGUGUGUGUACCCCCCCUUAGCUGGCUGCAAAGCACCAGUUGAUGUCAUCCUGCCUCAGAUUACAUCAAACAUAUGUGCCAGAGGGUUGGGACAGCUCAUCCGAGCCAGGAACAUAAAGACAGUGGGUGACCUCAGCACCCUGACAGCACCAGAAAUCAAAACUCUUCCCAUCCGCUCUCCCAAAGUUUCCAGUGUUAGAAAAGCUCUCAGAGGAUUUCAUGAGCAACAGGUAAAAUCUCGAGGGAGUGAGGAAAUAGUGGUGAUGGAAGAUGCAGAAAAGCCCAUAAAUAAUGGGGAGGAUAAACCUCUUUCUGUAGAUGAAGAGAAACUUGCAACAGAUCUGAUGGAACCCAUUGCUCUGAACACCAGUGUCCAGCCCACAGCAGAUCUUCUGAGCCAGAUCCAUGCCCUUGCUGCUCAGCUGACCUCUGAAGAGCUCCACAGCUACUCAGGGAGCCAACUUUUUGAGAUGCAAGAGAAACUUGUUGGCAUGACAAACUGUAUCAUGAAAACCCUGCAGUCCCGAUGGAAAUCCCCUCCUCACGAAAGCUCUGAGUAGGAAGGAGCAGGAUCAAGCCCCUCACUGAGAAGGGUUUUGUUACACCAGCUUCCCCCAAACCUGCUCUUCUUACAGACGAAUUAUUCUUCAAACUCUGCAUUUUGUACUAAAGAAGAUUAUUUUUUUUUAAACACCUAUA
This is a messenger RNA of Calypte anna (Anna's hummingbird), 7137 nucleotides long. RefSeq names its product replication timing regulatory factor 1 (gene RIF1). The coding region runs from base 75 to 6998 and encodes 2307 amino acids. NCBI's taxonomy places the organism in Eukaryota, Metazoa, Chordata, Aves, Apodiformes, Trochilidae. The record is from RefSeq and is a predicted model, not a curated record. The transcript has 35 exons. Gene Ontology annotation, cellular component: nucleus. Gene Ontology annotation, biological process: telomere maintenance.